AUGAAUGCUCUCUUUCACUUCCCGAAGAUUACCAAUGUCUACUUCCUCGCAUCAAUUGCGACGGUUGGUGGCAUGCUGUUUGGUUUCGAUAUUUCCUCGAUGUCAGCCAUCAUUGGGACUCAACAAUACAUUGACUAUUUCGAUAACCCGCAAGGCAUCACUCAAGGAGGAAUCGGUGCUGGACUGGCUGGUGGUUCUGUGAUUGGAGCAAUCAUCGCUGGACCAGUAUCCAACAAGAUCGGUCGUCGAGAUGCAAUCUUUUUCGCCUGUAUAUGGUGGCUCCUUGGAACGGCCCUUCAGACUGCCUGUAAUGGCAUUCCUAUGUUGAUCUGUGGUCGCUUCAUCAAUGGAAUUUGUGUUGGUAUCACCUCUUCCCAGGUCCCUGUCUACCUUGCCGAAAUCGCGAAAAAAGAUGCCAGAGGUUCGAUUAUCGUUAUUCAGCAAUGGGCGAUCGAGUGGGGUAUCUUCAUCAUGUAUUUCGUUGGAUAUGGUUGCUCGUUCAUCACAGAUACGCCAACGGCAUCCUUCAGAACUGCUUGGGCUAUUCAGUUCGUCCCAGCUAUCUUCCUUAUGCUCGGCAUUCCUUUCCUCCCAAGAUCACCUCGAUGGCUGGCCAAAGUAGGACGAGAGAAGGAAGCUAUCCAAAUCCUUGCAGACAUCCAAGCCAAAGGCAACAUCAGUGAUCCUCUUGUCGUCGCAGAAUGGGAGGAAAUCACCACCAUUCUGGCGGCCGAGCGGGAAGGUCAGAAGGGAUGGAGACGUUUCUUCAAGAAUGGAAUGUGGAGACGAACACUUGCUGGCACCUCAGUCCAAGCUUGGCAACAACUCAGUGGGGCCAACGUCAUGACCUAUUAUGUUGUCUACAUCUUUGAAAUGGCAAAUUUGACUGGUAACACUGGUCUUGUUUCUUCAGGAGUGCAGUACGCUAUUUUCAUCAUCGGAACAGCUGCAACAUUCUUCUUCAUUGACAAGACUGGUCGUCGACCACUUUUGAUUUAUGGCGCAGUUGGAAUGGGGAUAUGCAUGAUGGUUGUCGGAGGUGUGCUUGGAAGUUAUGGCACAUAUCUGCCUGAUGGAUUGAAAGGCAAUCUGAGCGUCAGGGUCCAGGUAACAGGUUCGCCAGCAUACACUGUCAUCGCAUUCUGCUACAUCUUGGUCUUGAUAUACUCUCUCACGCUCGCUCCAAUUGCAUGGGUCUACGCUGCUGAAGUGUGGUCUUUGGAGACUCGAGCCACCGGCAUGGCACUUGCAUCUGUUGCAAACUGGCUCUUCAAUUUUGCGAUCGGCCUCUUCAUUCCAGCUGCUUUCCAGAACAUUUCGUGGAAACUCUUCAUCAUCUUCGGAACUCUCUGCUUUGGUGCUGCGAUCCAAGCCUUCUUCACCUACCCAGAGACAGCAGGCAAGACACUUGAAGAAAUUGAGCUCAUGUUCAGAAAAGGAGGACCAAAGCCAUGGAAGACGAAACCUGGUGACAGUUUGUUGGAUCAGAGAAUUCUAGAAGUUACAGAGCAUAGCACGAAGCGAGGAGGUAUUACUGAGGGUAUGGAGGAGGAGAGAAUGGAAUAUGGUGAGAAGAGUGCUGUUUGA
Molecule: messenger RNA, 1587 nt
Organism: Mollisia scopiformis
Lineage: Eukaryota; Fungi; Ascomycota; Leotiomycetes; Helotiales; Mollisiaceae
Product: general substrate transporter
Exons: 4
Coding region: 1-1587 (528 amino acids)
Biological process (GO): carbohydrate transport; transmembrane transport
Cellular component (GO): membrane
Molecular function (GO): carbohydrate:proton symporter activity
Source: RefSeq, a predicted model, not a curated record